AUGGCAAAUAAUCAAUCACUUGCUGUUGGUUUAGCAGUUGGUAUACCUUCAUUUCUAAUAAUCACUAUUACUUUAUUUUUAUGGUAUAGAAAUCAACAAAAACAAAAUAGAGAAGAUAAUUUAAAUAAAGAAAUUGAUUUGGAAUUAAGAGAUGAUCAAUCAUUUAAUCAAUUUCAAGAAGAAUUACAUCGUAAAAAACAAUUUUUAAAACCUCCAAUUGGUGGAAAUGGUUCAGAAGGUGAUUUAGAUAAUGAUCAAAAUAAAUCUUAUUCAACUACUACUCAAAUUGAAUCAAGUUCAAAUAAUGAAAAAUUAUUUAAUGGUUCAUCAUCAAUUUCUUCAACUAGUGAUAAUACAAAUGUAAAUCAUACUAAUCAAUCAUCUUCAACACCUCCACCACCACUUCCAAAUGUUCCAUCAUCUCAACAAAUUUUACCAAAUACUCCUCCUUCAUUCUAUCAACCACCUCAAAGACCUCAAACUCCAAGUAAAAUUCAUCAAAAAUCGCCAUCAGCUUAUGAUUUUUAUGAAACUUUUAUUCCUGUAUUACCAUCAUCUCAACAUCAUAGUUCAUCUCAAACUGAUAUAAUUAAUGCCAUUAAUCAUACUAAUAAUAACUCAUCCGCUUUCCCUAAUCAUCCAAAUACUCCUCCUUCAUUCCAUAGACCAACUUCGAUACGACACUCAUCUUCUCAACUUGAUCAACAAUCAGCCAAUUCAUCAUCUAAUGCAAGUUUCAUCCAAUCACAAGGUCAACAACAACAACAACAACAACAACAACCACCAGCGUCAACCCUUGAAAGCUUUGCCAAACAAUUGAAUUCACCAACGUUCUUUGAAAAAUUACCAUCUAGAGCUGCUCCACCUCAAUUAAGUUUACAAAAACAAUUACAAAAAUCAAAUAAUAAUUCAAGCUCAGAUUUAUUAGUUAAUAAAUUAGUUGGUGAUGAAGCAGCCGCUAUUAAUGAUCAUUAUACUUUUGAACCUGAAUCAACUUAUCCAUCCCCUCAAUUCAACGAUAAUCAAUCAACUCCACAAGAUGAAGGUCAAACUAUUGCUGCUAUAAUUCGUCAAAAAUCUUUAAGAUCUCAUAAUCUUUCUAAUGAACAAAAUGGAAGAGAUUAA
Messenger RNA from Scheffersomyces coipomensis, 1125 nucleotides. RefSeq lists its product as uncharacterized. NCBI's taxonomy places the organism in Eukaryota, Fungi, Ascomycota, Pichiomycetes, Serinales, Debaryomycetaceae. The record is from RefSeq and is a predicted model, not a curated record. The transcript has a single exon. Bases 1 to 1125 code for a protein of 374 amino acids.